GCUGAACACAAGCUUUCUUUUACGGAGCUCACGCAAGCAUCUGCACGUCUGAGCUCCACUGUGGGAACAUCGAUCGAAUACUUGUUCUGCAACUAGGAUAUCCACGUCGGCCGAGUGUCUUAUCAGACCCAUACCAAUGCGUAAGUGGAGCUGCCAUCUCCGGCUCAUUGCCAUCGAUGUCAAAGUUCAACAACAACACGACGUCCUCUAUGUAACAACAUCUGACGACCAUGAUAGACGCAGUAAGAAGGCAGGCGCAUCGCGCUGCGUCACAAGGCGGUAAUGGAGCCAUGAAUUACAACCCCUUUGCUCGGACACGGUCAAGGGAGCAGCCCUACGAAGACGAGGAGAACAUGUACCGCACACGAUCAGAGACCGACCACAUUCCAGCGAUCCAAGAGCAAAGAGGGAUCGAGAGCAGAGAAGCUACCAAAGAGUUCGGCGCACCUCAUCACCACCCUACAGAUCCUACCCAGGUUUCACCAACAACAACAUACGAUAACUCGAGUUUUCCAGAAUCGUCGGCCAAGAGGGAAGCGGAAGCAGCACCGCAGAUCAAUGGAGACGUGAGAGACGGAAGCGACAGCACCGUUGUUGGCUCGACAGAUGGUGUUACGAAGCGCGGCAAGUUCAAGAAGUUUCUUCGGAAAGAGCACGGCAACGAACACGACGAUACACUGGCAAAUCAGGAAUCUGACGACCUUUCAUUGGAAGAACGCAAGCGCAAGGCAUUCAAAAGGAAGAUUCCUGUCGGCCAGCAGUUCCGAUUUGUCCUAUUCGGGGCCUGGAUCAAUGUCCUUCUUGUCUUUGUUCCUGUCGGAUUUGCUGUCUUCUAUGCUGGCCUCGACCCUGUUCCAGUCUUCAUCAUCAACUUUAUCGCUAUCAUUCCGCUCGCAGCCAUGCUGAGUAAUGCAACCGAGGAGCUAGCGAUCAGAGUCGGUGAGACCAUGGGUGGGCUGUUGAACGCUACAUUCGGCAACGCUGUCGAGUUGAUCGUGUCGAUUCAGGCUUUGGUCAAGAACGAAAUCACCAUCGUCAAGACCUCGCUCAUUGGCAGUAUGCUUUCGAAUUUGCUUCUCGUUCUGGGCAUGUCCUUCUUCCUUGGAGGUAUCAACCGACCCGAGCAGUACUUCAACGUCACGGUUGCGCAGACAGCUGCAUCGCUGCUUGCUCUCUGUAUCGCCUCGCUUAUCAUUCCUACUGUGUUCCACAACACCAUUGCCGAGGACAACAACGACGAUGGCGACGCUCUGAGGAACCAAGAACUUUCGCACGGAACUGCGGUCAUCCUUCUGAUCGUCUACGCCUGCUACCUGUUCUUCCAGCUUAAGACUCACGUCGAGAUGUACAACGCCCCCAGCCAGAAAGUCCCCAAACGCAAGUCUUCCAAGCUCGAAGAAGGCGCAGCAGAACACGGCAUAGCUGCGAUCGGUGCUGGCACUGCCGCGGCAUCUGGAGGAGGCGUCAACGUGAAGAGUCUUUUGAGUAAGAAGAAGGAUGAUGAGGAGGAGGAGGAAGAGGAGUUCGAGUCACCAUCUCUGUCCGUCAUCGGCGCUCUUGUUACACUCGCCAUCUCCACCACUCUUGUUGCCUUCUGCUCCGAGUUCAUGGUUGACAGUAUCGAUGGUCUCACCGCUACCGGCCACGUCUCGACUACAUUCGUUGGCCUGAUCCUUCUGCCCAUCGUCGGUAACGCUGCAGAGCACGCAACUGCUGUCACUGUCGCUAUUAAGGACAAGAUGGACCUUGCCAUCGGUGUUGCGGUCGGCUCGAGCAUGCAGAUCGCUCUGCUCGUCUUCCCUUUCAUCAUCCUCCUUGGCUGGAUCAUGGGUAAAGCUUGUAUGACAUUGUACUUCGACACCUUCCAGAUCGCUACACUAUUCGUCUCUGUACUUCUGGUCAACUACCUCAUCCAGGAUGGAAAGUCACAUUGGCUCGAAGGUAUCUUGCUCAUGGCAAGUUAUAUCAUUAUAGCAGUCGCUGCGUGGUUUUACCCUGAGAUCGCCGAGAACCAGUGCUAAGCGUUCACAAUCCUUUUAUUUCCUUCAGUCACAUUGUACGUUGUUAGUAUAUCCUCAGACUGCUAUGGCGUUGGAGGCACAGGGCUUUGGGCAAAGCACAUGAAGCAG
Molecule: messenger RNA, 2129 nt
Organism: Macroventuria anomochaeta
Lineage: Eukaryota; Fungi; Ascomycota; Dothideomycetes; Pleosporales; Didymellaceae
Product: calcium/proton exchanger
Exons: 2
Coding region: 231-2021 (596 amino acids)
Biological process (GO): calcium ion transmembrane transport; intracellular calcium ion homeostasis
Cellular component (GO): fungal-type vacuole membrane
Molecular function (GO): calcium:proton antiporter activity
Source: RefSeq, a predicted model, not a curated record